AUGGCUCCUUCCGUGAUCAACGCCGGGAAUGGCGGCCGGUUCCACUCUGGCAGUGGCGGUGCGUCCUUGAGCAGCAAGACGACUCGCCAUGGCUUCAGGAGCAUGAUCAAUGCUGCUGCUGUCUUGAUGGUGAUGUUGCUGACGGCGUCGAAUCUGCCGCUGCAUGUGCUCGCCGAGAAUAAGCCGCUUCCCUGCACGUAUUCUAAUAUCAAGGGGUACACCUCGUCCGUGCGUCCUUUCAAGGGGCUGCGCCUGAACUGGAAGGUAGUUGGAAGCAGUGUGAAGUUUGACCUGCGCGCAUCAGGCCCCGCCAGCAAGGGCUGGUUCAGCGUUGGCUUUUCCACUGACGGGGAGAUGACUGGCGACGCCAUCACCGUCACUUCCAGCUCUGCCACGUCAGCAACGAUCCACGCGCUCACGGGCGAGAGCGGCGCCAGUGUGGCAGAGAGCACUGAUUGGACGCCCGCCAAGCUGGCGAUUAAGAGGAAAGGCGGUAGCGCCUCUCUCAAGUUCGAGCGCUCUGCGAGCGAUGGCAGCCCUGUGGUUUUCAACCCCAAGGGCAAGAACAUUCUCAUGUUUGCAUACAAGGGCUCGGCGUUUGACACUAACAACCAGCAUGAUGAAGA
Closterium sp. Naga37s-1 is the source of this 626-nucleotide messenger RNA. The record is from the annotation of a GenBank genome assembly. NCBI's taxonomy places the organism in Eukaryota, Viridiplantae, Streptophyta, Zygnematophyceae, Desmidiales, Closteriaceae.